AUGACCCUCCCGGAUGAGAGCACCACCAGCGUCCCGCUCGAGUCGAAAAGCCAAGGUUCCCAAGCCGCAGCCGACGAGGAACCGACGAGAUUCAGUCCCGACGAGGAAGCGGCCCUCGUCGCAGAGUCUCGUGCCAUCAAGGCCGACGCAAACGCCCUCUUCUCGUCACGGCAGUACCGCGAUGCCCUCGCGCGGUACGACGACGCCGUGGCCUCUUGCCCCCGCUACCUUCACUACGAGCGUGCCGUUGUGCAGAGCAACAUGGCCGCGUGCCACCUGAAGCUGGAGCAGUGGACGGAAGCUGCCAAGCUGGCCACGGCCGCCAUCGACGGCCUUUUGGAGCAUGAGAAGCGAGAUGCCGACCUCUCCGCCGACGUCUCAGCAACAUCGUCAUCGACGACGGCGAGCGCCACCGGCAGCCGUGCCUCCGGGAAUGCCCCGUCAAGCGCUGCCCCGGGGAGUGUCCCCGGAAAGGUGGCCGCCGCCGGGGUGGGAGACGAUGUGGAAGAGGAAAUCGUCAGUCCCGGCGCCCUGACCUCGGCGCCGGCACCACCCUCGCCCGUCGAGCCAUCCCCCUCUCCGCUGGAGAUCAAAAAGGCCGACGUCCUCCGCAUCCGGACCAAAGCCCUCCUCCGCCGCGCCCGCGCCCGCUCCGAGGCGGGAGGCUGGCAGAACCUCGCCGCCGCCGAAGAGGACUACCGCACCCUCUCCGGCAUGCGCGGCCUCGCUCCCGCCGACGUCCGCACCGUCAAGGCCCAGCUCAAGGCCCUGCCGCCAAAGACAAAGGCCGCCCAGGAAUCGGAAAUGGCCGAGAUGUGGGGGAAGCUGCGGAAUCUUGGCGACGGCAUCCUGAAGCCCUUUGGCUUGAGCACCAAUAAUUUCAAGAUGGUCAAGGACGAGCAGACGGGAGGCUACAGCAUGAACUUUCAACAGGGCGGGCCGUCGUCGUCGUGA
Molecule: messenger RNA, 954 nt
Organism: Drechmeria coniospora
Lineage: Eukaryota; Fungi; Ascomycota; Sordariomycetes; Hypocreales; Ophiocordycipitaceae
Product: Elongated TPR repeat-containing domain protein
Exons: 2
Coding region: 1-954 (317 amino acids)
Molecular function (GO): protein binding
Source: RefSeq, a predicted model, not a curated record